AUGUCUUGUCCCGAGGUUGAGAAUGACAUCUCUCCACAUCAAUAUCUCCUUCUUCAAAAAGAAAAAGUGGAUCCAUUGAUCAUUCUCAUGCUUAGUGCUCAACAUAUUUUUGUGCAUACCAUUAUAGUCACUGGUAGAGCCAAGGAGUUCAGGAGUGUCCAGCUGGAAAGGUGUUUCAUGGUAAGGAUCUUACAUGAGGAAUGUAAUCCCACUGAUGUGGAAAAGCAUGGCUCACUCCAGAAACGUAUCUUUGCAAAUAAGAUACUGUACUGCACUCAUAUGCCAUUAGUUGUGCCGCUGAGGAGAUGGGCCCUAAACUCCACUGAAAUAAGAUUUAGGGCAUUUGAUUUGACUAGAUUCUUGGCAAUUUUCGAUAUGGAGGUUCUCGUAUUCCACAUGGGUUUCAUUGAUCACCCUUUUGGUUCUGGUUGUAAGUUAUCUUUGCCGGAAGAGGGGAAUUUGAGGCCCAGGAAGAUGGAAAGAGUUAUUCAGCCUCCUUUGGUUGAUACAACUGCAUGUCUAUGCAGAGUAGAUACAGGCCUAAAAACUGUUGCUGGAGCAAAAAGGUAUGUUCCUGGAACAAAGCUCUGUCUUCGGCCUGACAUUAAACCAUCCAUUCACCCAACUAGAAACAAGCCAGCACGUGGUGACAGAAGCCGCAAUCAAUCCCCACUACUUCCAGGACUCCCUGAUGAUCUAGCUAUUGCUUGCCUAAUUCGAGUCCCACGCGUUGAACAUCGGAAACUUCGGCUGGUCUGCAAAAGAUGGUAUCGUCUUUUGGUGGGUAACUUCUUUUACUCUCUCCGCAAGAGUCUUGGAAUUGCAGAAGAGUGGAUAUAUGUUAUUAAGAGGGACCGAGAUGGGAAAAUCUCAUGGCAUGCCUUUGAUCCUGUGUACCAAUUGUGGCAGCCCCUGCCACCUGUUCCAAGGGAAUAUUCUGGAGCUCUUGGUUUUGGCUGUGCUGUUCUCAAUGGCUGUCACCUGUACUUGUUCGGUGGCAAGGACCCACUAAAGGGAUCCAUGAGACGAGUCAUAUUUUAUAGUGCUAGGACAAAUAAAUGGCACCGAGCCCCAGAUAUGCUCCGGAGGCGGCACUUCUUUGGCUCCUGUGUCAUAAACAAUUGUUUGUACGUUGCUGGUGGGGAGAAUGAGGGUGUGCACAGAUCCUUGAGAUCAGCUGAGGUGUAUGAUCCCAACAAAAAUAGAUGGUCAUUUAUUUCAGAUAUGAGCACUGCAAUGGUGCCUUUCAUAGGAGUUGUCUAUGAUGGGAAGUGGUUCCUUAAGGGACUUGGUCCUCAUCGGCAGGUUCUGAGUGAGGUCUACCAGCCAGAGAAUGAUAGCUGGUACCCUAUUUAUGAUGGAAUGGUUUCUGGCUGGAGAAACCCUAGCACUACCCUAAAUGGAAAGCUCUAUGCCUUGGACUGCAAGGAUGGAUGCAAAAUUAGGGUUUAUGAUGAAGUCACUGAUUCAUGGAGCAAGCAUAUUGACAGUAAAAUGCAUUUGGGGAGCUCGCGAGCUUUGGAGGCUGCUGCUCUUGUCCCCCUGAAUGGGAAACUCUGUAUCAUCCGGAAUAAUAUGAGCAUUUCUCUGGUUGAUGUUUCAAAACUUGAAGAUUUGAAAGGAUCUUCUGCUGAACAGUUGUGGGAAACUAUUGCUGGGAAAGGGCAGUUCAAGACAUUGGUCACAAAUCUGUGGUCUAGCCUUGCUGGGAGAAACCGACUCAAAAGUCACAUAGUUCACUGUCAGGUUCUUCAAGCAUAG
This is a messenger RNA of Sphenostylis stenocarpa, 1761 nucleotides long. NCBI's taxonomy places the organism in Eukaryota, Viridiplantae, Streptophyta, Magnoliopsida, Fabales, Fabaceae. The record is from the annotation of a GenBank genome assembly.